Molecule: messenger RNA, 1090 nt
Organism: Arachis duranensis
Lineage: Eukaryota; Viridiplantae; Streptophyta; Magnoliopsida; Fabales; Fabaceae
Product: NAD(P)H-quinone oxidoreductase subunit N, chloroplastic
Exons: 4
Coding region: 106-798 (230 amino acids)
Cellular component (GO): membrane
Molecular function (GO): oxidoreductase activity, acting on NAD(P)H, quinone or similar compound as acceptor
Source: RefSeq, a predicted model, not a curated record
AUAAUAUAUAUUUUCUCUUUCAUGUUACAUCACACCGAGAAAAAAACACAAUGGUUCUCAACCCCCAUUGAAAAAGGAAAUUAAUUAUUUAUCUUUAGCACAAAAAUGUUAGGCAGUGUUGCUAGCUUGAGUUAUUAUGGUUAUGGAGGACCUAAAUGUUUCAAUGUUACAAUGUCCAAAUUUCAUGAUAACACCGUUGGGGUGAUGAUGGGUUGUUGUUGGAGAGGAAGAAAACACGGUGGAGUUGGCAACAAGGGCAAAAUGGUAAAUUUUGGUGUGAAAUGUAGUAGUAAUAGUAAUGGAAUUGGUAUAGAGGACUUCAUAGGAGGGGACUUGUUGAAGCUUGAUCUUGGAAAGUGGCUUUCAGAUGUUGAAGAACACAAAGCACUUGCAAUUUACUCUCCUCAUGAAGGUGGUUAUGAAGGCCGGUACUUGUCCCGGCUCCGGCGACAAGGCUACUACUUUCUUGACCUCUCGGCUCGCGGCCUUGGCGACCCUGAAACCACCCUCACCAAGGUUUACCCGGUUUGUCCGCCUCAUAUUGGGAAGCAACCAAUAGCAAGAUGGUAUUUCCCACCAGAAGUUGAUUACAGAUUACAAGCACUUCCACCAAAGGCCAAAGGACUAGUUGUGUGGAUAAUUGAAGCUAAGGUUCUCUCCAAGGCAGAAUUGCAGUUCCUUGCUCUGCUCCCAACUCUUCGCCCUAAUGUGAGAGUCAUUGCUGAAUGUGGAAACUGGAGAAAGUUUAUGUGGAAGCCACUUAAAGAAAUUGCUGGCUUAACAGCCUCUGAAGAUUGAUAUUGCUAAUCAUGAUUUUCCAACUUUUCAAGAUUCCAAUAUAUUAUUCAUAUCAAUUUGGCUUCAAGGUUGAAGAACUCAAGGCACUACACAAAAGGAUAUAGGGACAGUGAAGUUCCUUGUACAUAUAAUUAAAUCUUCCACAAUCAUUCUUAAUUAAUAAGGUUUAAUACAUGUUCUUCUAAACAUUAUGUAUUCAUUGAGUAUGCCCAUUUACUACGAACAUUUUUCAUGCAAUUAAGUAACGUGCACAUUUAUGAAUGAUAAAAGUAUAAAACAAAUUAUUUUGCAA